AUGCGGUUUCUCGGCGCUUGGGCGCUUUUAGCGUUGUUGGCAAUGGCAGAAGCGAGACGGAAGGUGUAUACAGAAGAGGAUCAGGCCAAGUACUUACAAGAUGUUAGUUUUGACUUUUGAAAUAGUAAAAAACAUGUGGAUAACAUCAACUCGUCAUGUAUCUAAAAGUCAAGCUUGUCGCGGACCGGGUUUUAGUACUAAAACUUCAAAUAAUGAAUUUUGAGCCAAUUUUCUUUUUCCAAAAGCCGACCGGGCCGGCCGAUUUUCGACAAGUCUGAAAGUAAGCUCCUCCCUGCUUUUUUCUGGUUAAUUCCGAAAAAUGUAAAACAUCUCGCAAGGCCAUUUAUAAUGAUAAUUUCGACUACGAAUUAAUCAAAUUUCAAAAUUUCGAAACUUGCAUUUCUCGAAGAUUCCGCAUAAAUGUAUAGGAAAUAAGAGAAGAGAGUUGGGCUGAAUGCAAAAAGUGAGGCAAGGAGCCGGACAGCCGUGUCUCGGCGCCGUCUUCCAGACAUUGAGAGUUCAACACGCCCACUGGCACUUUGCAUCCGUCUAUCCUCUUUUUUGGAAGAAGAAGAAAAAGAAGAAGAAGAAGGGGAUGAUCCAUCGUGUCGUUCCGUUCUGAUGAAGGGGCGCAGCAGAUGCGCGCUCUUCUUGCUCAAAUUUUUAAUACGAAGCAGAUGUCCAGCUGCCGGAGGCACGAGCCUUUGUGGCCCCUUUCGUGCGGUUUUUUGAGGAACGCGCCGCCACCAAAGAAAAAAAAACAAAUGGGAUUUGUACACAGCCUGGUAUAAGGACUCUAGAGUAAAAAGGGGCUUUCAGUUUUAGUUGUUCUAUACGUUUUUUCUCAUUCCAGUGUGUUAGCUAUAGCUGCGUAGCCUUCUAUACAACAUUCCUACUGCCCGAGAGAACCAGUUUUCACAUUCACAUUCCCAAAAAUUUGAUUUGGUUGAGUAAUGUCCUUCGUGACAGAUUAUAGAAACCUAGGAAAUCAGACAGAAUGGAUUCGAAUCAAAACGUUUUUCAGUUGAAAGAAAUAGAACUACAAAACUUCGAGAUGGAGAUGAAACAACAGGCCGAGCAGAGAGGAGUCAAGUACUCGGGCCGGCAGUUGGGAGUACAAAUCGAGAACGGAAACUACGAAUCGGCGGAUUUGCCGAGUGAACUCAGAGCUCCGUCGCUUCCGAGAAAAAAGCACGGGUUCAGACAACAUCUGAGGGGACCGGCUGAACCUCAAGCUCUGAAAUCUUCACCAAGUAAAACUGAACUUUUGAUUAAGAAAUGCACUAACCUUUCCUUUUUUCAGACGAAGAAACUACGAUCCAAUCCUUUAUUGACCCAACCGAAGAGACAAGCGACGACAAUUGGUGCUAUUUCUGCGCCACACCAAUUGAUAAACUCCGUCCGGACAUGCGAAAAUCAAUUCGAAACUUGCUAGAGAUGCGAAGAACUGCGUUUCCGAUAGGUAAUUGGAUUGGCGCACAAACCUUGAGAACCCCAUAAUUUCUUUUCUCUUUUUUUCAAGACGCCGUCACACCCGAGUGCCUUUCGGCGAGAAAUUUGACGAAACUGAAGAAGCAAAAGUGCUCGUACAAAUAUUGUCAGACUCUGUCGAUAGUGGAUAGAAAUGCGGGUGAGAUGAAAGGAUAUGUGUUUAUUUAAUCAAAAUUCUCGUUUUUUUUUCAGGAAACGCGUUUGUGGUUCGUGGUUGUGCUGAACAUUUUGGAGCGAUCAACGUUCCGGAAUUGGAGAAGAAAAACGACCAUUCUUGUGAAAUGUAUAAACAAAAUGGCCCGCUAUCAGUUAUAUUUUAUCGGUUAUUACAGGCUGCACGAAAAACUGGAGAUCAAGGAAUGUAUUUGCAAGUCGAAUAAGUACUGUCAUGCCGGGUGGACGAAGAGAAGCGCAAGUGGAGGAUCAUACCAGCAAUCCCUGCACUAUUUGGUUGUUCUGAUUUCAGCUGUUAUUCUCAUGUAUUAG
Molecule: messenger RNA, 1977 nt
Organism: Caenorhabditis sp. 36 PRJEB53466
Lineage: Eukaryota; Metazoa; Nematoda; Chromadorea; Rhabditida; Rhabditidae
Source: the annotation of a GenBank genome assembly